Messenger RNA from Xiphias gladius (swordfish), 843 nucleotides. RefSeq names its product cytochrome b-c1 complex subunit 6, mitochondrial-like. Lineage: Eukaryota; Metazoa; Chordata; Actinopteri; Istiophoriformes; Xiphiidae. The transcript is spliced from 4 exons. Gene Ontology annotation, biological process: mitochondrial electron transport, ubiquinol to cytochrome c. Bases 134 to 439 code for a protein of 101 amino acids. The record is from RefSeq and is a predicted model, not a curated record.
UUCAUCCGAUGAGCCUUCUAGCCGUUUCCUGUGUGUGACCGACCUCACGUCCUCAACGACGAGCGGUGCUGGUGCCGAGUUGGGGCUUCUGUCCUCUGUCGAAAUUUUUGUGGUAAAUUUCAGAGCUGUAAUCAUGGUUUUCGAGAGGAAAAUGCUCACGAACGGCGACCCCGACGAAGAGGAAGAAGAUGCGCCUGCUGAGGAGGAAGAGGAGGAGGAGGAAGAAGAGGAGGAAGAUAUGGUGGACCCUCUAGAAACAAUACGAGCCAAGUGUGAGCAGACUGAACACUGUGUGCACUACAAGGAGCGUUUGGAGGCCUGUGAAGCCCGGGUUGGCUCCAGGUCCAACACCGAGGAGGACUGCACAGAAGAGCUCUUUGACUUCCUGCAUGCACGGGAUCAUUGUGUAGCACACAAGCUGUUCCACAAUGUGAAAUGACCUGCCUUCCCAGUUCCCACCAUUUGCAGCUGUAGAGUCUAUUUAACUGCUAAAAUUGUAAAAUAAUCAGAACAGUUCUGAAGUCUGUUGUUGGUCUCUAGUGCAUUAACGUGAAUUAAUUUUCUUGGGUUCCUGAACUAAAUACAUGCCACCCUUUCUAUAGACAGUGCACACUUGUAGACAGGAUCAGAAGCAGUUUGUAAAUUGUGAAUCAAUGCUUGUAUGGAUGAUGGGCCCAUCAGUUUUAAAAAGGUUGUGAAAAGGGCUUUGACUAUCAUUCAUACUGUUGUCACUGCAUAUGCAAAAGCAAGUCUGCUGCUCCAGUAAUUCAGAGUAUACCUCAGGUUUGGUCAUGGAUUCACCAUUUUGACUGGAAAAAUAAAGGUUUUCUUUGGUUUCCAGUA